This is a messenger RNA of Aureobasidium melanogenum CBS 110374, 348 nucleotides long. RefSeq lists its product as uncharacterized. The record is from RefSeq and is a predicted model, not a curated record. The transcript has 2 exons. NCBI's taxonomy places the organism in Eukaryota, Fungi, Ascomycota, Dothideomycetes, Dothideales, Saccotheciaceae. Bases 1 to 348 code for a protein of 115 amino acids.
AUGUUCAAAUCACUUAUCUUCGUCGCAGCAGCAAUCGCUCCUGUUGUGGUUCGAGCAGACUUUUGCAAAGCAACAGAUGAUGUCCUGUUCUUCUCGUGGACCGUAAACCUCAGCGGCAUCGAGGGUGGUUGCGACGCGACCGUCAAUGGUCAAAACUUCCAGAAUGUCUUGCAAGGUGAAGAGGGUUGUUUUGCAGUGACCAACUUCAACUGCCAGGAUCCCCAAGGAGGCGGCACUACCUUUACCUUCAACCAGUCCGACUUUUGUGAUGGCGGAUCGGUUGCAGAUGCGGUGCGCCAGGUUUUCAAUGUGGACGGAUUCAGUUGUUCUGGACAAGGUCCGGCUUGA